Molecule: messenger RNA, 582 nt
Organism: Notothenia coriiceps (black rockcod)
Lineage: Eukaryota; Metazoa; Chordata; Actinopteri; Perciformes; Nototheniidae
Product: mothers against decapentaplegic homolog 4-like
Exons: 3
Biological process (GO): anatomical structure morphogenesis; regulation of transcription by RNA polymerase II; SMAD protein signal transduction
Cellular component (GO): heteromeric SMAD protein complex
Molecular function (GO): RNA polymerase II cis-regulatory region sequence-specific DNA binding; I-SMAD binding; DNA-binding transcription factor activity, RNA polymerase II-specific
Source: RefSeq, a predicted model, not a curated record
GUUGCACAUAGGUAAAGGCGUGCAGCUGGAGUGCCGUGGGGAGGGCGAUGUGUGGAUGCGCUGCAUGAGCGACCACGCUGUGUUCGUACAGAGCUACUACCUGGACAGAGAGGCCGGCCGGGCCCCAGGGGACGCUGUGCACAAGAUCUACCCCGGGGCCUACAUCAAGGUGUUUGACCUGCGGCAGUGCCACAGACAGAUGCAGCAGCAGGCAGCGACUGCGCAGGCUGCAGCGGCUGCGCAGGCUGCUGCUGUGGCAGGAAACAUCCCCGGGCCAGGCAGCGUUGGAGGCAUCGCACCUGCAGUUAGUCUGUCUGCAGCCGCGGGGAUCGGGGUGGACGACCUGAGGCGUCUGUGUAUCCUGCGGCUCAGCUUCGUAAAGGGUUGGGGGCCCGACUACCCCCGGCAGAGCAUCAAACACACCCCCUGCUGGGUGGAGGUCCACCUGCACCGCGCUCUGCAGCUGCUGGACGAGGUGCUGCACACUAUGCCAUUGGCAGACCCAGGGCCUGCUAACUGAGGACCAACAUGUUCAAUCUGAACUGUAUGAAUGUGCACACACACUCACACACAUACACACAC